Messenger RNA from Mercenaria mercenaria, 6991 nucleotides. RefSeq lists its product as uncharacterized. The transcript is spliced from 7 exons. Gene Ontology annotation, molecular function: transcription corepressor activity; core promoter sequence-specific DNA binding; transcription coactivator activity. The record is from RefSeq and is a predicted model, not a curated record. Lineage: Eukaryota; Metazoa; Mollusca; Bivalvia; Venerida; Veneridae. The coding region runs from base 49 to 1851 and encodes 600 amino acids. Gene Ontology annotation, biological process: positive regulation of transcription by RNA polymerase II; transcription by RNA polymerase II; negative regulation of transcription by RNA polymerase II. Gene Ontology annotation, cellular component: negative cofactor 2 complex; nucleus.
CUAGUCCUACCCAACCACUUCCUUCCGGUAAAAAGUGAAAGAAGGAAAAUGCCGAGUAAGAAAAAGAAAUACAAUGCAAGAUUUCCGCCGGCACGAAUUAAGAAGAUCAUGCAGACGGAUGAGGACGUUGGAAAAGUUGCAGCUGCAGUGCCUGUAAUCAUUUCGAGAGCACUGGAACUGUUUAUUGAUUCUCUAAUUGAAAAGACAGCAACAGUUACAAGAGCGAAAAAUGCCAAGACACUUUCUUCAUCUCAUGUGAAGCAGGCAAUACAUUCCGAGAAGACGUUUGAUUUCCUGAGAGACCUGGUGAAGAAUGUACCGGACCACCAGACAGAGGAAGAAGUGGAUACCGCUGCACCGUCCUCUAGUGGAGCAGUGGAGAAGAAACCCAAAGUUCAAAGACCAAGAAAGCCCCGUGAAGAAGGAGCUAGAGGUCGUGGUAGACCCAGGAAGGUGAAGGUUGAAGAAAAGAAGGACUCUGCGUCUGAAGUGAGUGAUGAGGAGACAGAGACAGAUGAGGAGCAGACGGCGGACGAAGAUUCCCGACAUUCACAGCAGUAUGCCCAAACUCAAAUUACGCCCCAGGGACAAUGCAGCACUCCAGUAGCUGCCCAGGGAGAGUGCAGCUCACAAAUGAUACCUCCUGGACAGUAUGAUACACAGGUCACACCUCAAGGACAAUGUAGUACUCAAAUGUUACCCCAAGGACAGUUUAACACACAAAUGUUACACCAAGGACAAUUUGGUGCUCCAGUGGCACCUCAGGGACAGUGUAGUCCCCUAAUCCCACCCCAAGCACAGAGUACCAAUAGUAGAGACAAUUCGCCCCCAGGAACAUCUAUGCAACAAGAUCCUCAACAGGGAUCUUCAGCAGGAACAACCCAAACACAGAAUUCACCUUCAUUGUCUGUGCAGAGCCCACCACAGCCCAAGAUCCAUGUCGAAGCAUCUCCAGUGAUAUCUAAUAUACAAGGGGAGACAACAAGUUCACAACAUCCUGCACAAUCUCAGAGCCAGCCUAGGAUGCCAAUGCCACAACAGUUUCCCCCUGCAGGCUUUCCAAUGCGUAACAUGGUUUUUCCACAAUAUCCUUUCAUGGCCGGAGGACAGCCUUUACCAUAUAUUCAUCCACAGCCCAAUAUGGGCCCAUUACCAAGCUCAAGUGUAGGGUCCAACCCAAUACCACAGACUACAGGAACUAUACCACCUCAGUUUAUACCAGGUCAUCCGGCUUACAUGAUGCCACAGAUGGGGCCAAACGGUCCAAUGCUCCCCAUGGUUCCAGGAAUGCCAGUUGGACCACCCCCACCGCUUGUUCCGAUAAGCACAGUAAAGAAUAACCAGGACAGUGAUGGAGACUCCAAUGUCCCAUUAGACAUGUCCAUAGCAGGAAAAUCAAGAUCUCAGGCUUCAACAGUGCAGAACCCACCAGCAUCUUUGUCUAAGAUUCCCACACCACUCGGUAUGCCCCCUCUUACUCAACAUGGCUUUAUGCCAUCUCCACAUCCAGAAUUGCCUCAGUUUCCCCACCCACAAGGAUUUCCACAUUGGAGAAUGAAUAGUCAAAUUAAUCAAAACUUUCAGGAGACUGGUUUUAGAUCUCAAAUUUCGGGACCACCGCCAUUAGUUAGUUCAACAGUGACACAGUCUACUGCCACAGUUAAAGAAAAUGGCAAACAUAAACAGAAUGAUGACUCAGCAGAAAUUGUGGGAAAAAAGUCAAAACAGAAAAACACCGCAGAAAAUCCUGGCGAAGAUAAAACUGUAUCAUUCCCAGGUCUGGCAAACAUUAUGAAUCUGAAACCUGUGAAAACUGUUCAAAAUAAUGAUGAUGAUGACUAUGAUACUUGAAGUUUGCUGUUUGAAAAUAUCUGAAAAGCUUUAUUGAAGAUCUGAUUGUGAAAUGUCAGUGCUAGUGUUGUAGUGUGGAAUUCUUCUGAAACAGUUUGCUAGAAGUCUGCAGACGGCAAGUCAUUUUUAAAAGAUUUAUAACGUUUGUUACAGAAGAAGAAAGCCUGAAUCAUGUUUAUGUUGUAUGAAACUUGUAUUUUUAAUGUGUUGAGUAUGUUUAUAGCUUUAAGUAAGUUGAAGAAUAUAUUCUGACUAUGAGUCAGUCACUUACAUUUUAAUUUUGGUAUGAGGAGAAUUAUACCAUAUGUGUUAGAACUGUUAUAUGCUGCUGUGAAGAUGAAAGUUUAAAAUGUGCUAUGUUGUAUAUGUAUAAAUGAAUUAUUAUGAUGCAUAAUACAAUUUUUGUUUAUUUGGAGUGCCAGAAGCAAAAUGUUGCCACAAACUCUGCUUCUCAUUUUAUUUUAAGACAGUAAAUAGAGUGACAUUGCAAUGUUUCAGAGAUGUGAGAUUUUUCAGAAAAAAAUGUGACUAAAUAACUAUACAAUAAGAUAUGAAACCCAGCUAUCAAGGGAUUUUAUUUUUAUCCAGUUUUCUGUAAAAGAUAUAUAAAAUAAAUGAUACAUAAAUCUACUAGCAUAAUAAAGUCUGGAAAUAUUAUGUCUCUACUAGACUAAAAAAAGGGGGCCUUGUGGCUGAAAGAUUACGGUUCUGGACUGAAUCACUUGCCCCUCAUCGAUGUAAUUUCGAAACAUUGCUGGACUGUAGAAUUCUUUUAUAUAAGGAACCAUCUAGCUGGCAUACAGAAAGGUCAGUAGUUCUUCCCCAACCUCCUUGCCGAAAUAUAGUCAGUCAUCCCUGUCACCAAGCCCUUGACAGUAGUAAAACUGUGUGAUAGUAAAAUGGUGACAUGCUUGGUGACAUAUGGUAAAUCAAAUGAUUGGCCAAAAUAUGCAUGCAAAUUGUCACUUGUGGCACAGCCUGUAAGAACAUGAUGGCAGUAUUCAGUGCUUAUGUUUUGCUGUAAGCAAUUUGUCAUAUUCUCUUGACAGCUCAAAAAACUUCCACAUAAUAUAGUCGUUCACAAUGCCAGAAAAGGAAGUUAAUAUAGUGUUUAUUGUUUUACUUUUUAUUAGCUCACCUAGCACAAAGUGCUCAAGGUGAGCUAAUGUGAUCACCCUGUGUCUGGAGCCGUCCACUGUGUGUCAUCCUUCGUCAACAAUUUGACUGUUAACAUGUCACAGCUUUGGCCAGAUCUUAAUGGAACUUGGUCAGAAUGUUACCUUCAAUAAAAUCUGGGACGAGUUUGUUCCUGGGUAAACCAAGUUAAAAAACUAGGUCAGUUAAUAGGAAAACCUUGUUUACACUCUAGAGGCCACAUUUUUUUUACCUCAUCUUGAUAAAACUUUGUCAGAAUGUUUGUCUUUAUUGAAUUUAGGUCAGGUUUGAAACUGGGUUAUCUGAGAUGUUAAACUAGGUCAUGAGGUCAACUCAUAGAAAAAAAACAUUGAGACUCUGCCACAAUUUCUACUUGAUUAUCAUAAAUUUUUGUCGUAAUGAUUUGUCUCCAUGAAAUAUAGAAUAAAUUUGAAAUUGGAUUACCUGAGAACAAAAACUAGGUCACAAGGUCAAAUCAUAGAAUAACCUUGUUAACACUCUUUGACUUUUUGACUUUAUCUUCAUAUUUUAUAAUGUUUGUCUCUACGAAUUUUAGGUUUAAGUUUUAACUGUUUUACCUGAGGUCAAAAACUAGAUCACUAGGUCAAAUCAUAGUAGAACCUUAUUAACACUGUAGUCUCAGGCCACAUUUUUCAUUUGAUCUUUAUAAUAACAAAAAUGUCAACAUAUUUGUCUCUUUGAAAUAAAGGUCAAGUUCAGAACUGGGUUACCUGAGAUCUUUAACUAGGUCAAUAGGUCAAAUCAUGGAAAAAUCUUGUUAACACUGUAGUUUUUAUUGAACUGCUUAUAGGAUUUACAACAAACCUGGUCCAGCAAGGUCAAGGUUCUCUUCAGAUGAGCGAACUAGGCCAAAAUGGGCCACCAUUUAUUAUUUGUAUUAUUAGGAAAACAUAUACAUGUAACUACUGAAAUAUUGACUAUGUACAACAAAAUUCAAAAAUAAAAAUUUAACUAGACCGAAAUUCAGUCCAAUUUAUGCAUGAUGGCAUUGUCUACAGGUAAGGUGUAACACAGUUUUGGAGUUUGGUUCUACCCAGGUGCCUGACCGUGUCUGAAUUAAUGCCUGAUGGGGCACCUGGUGCUAACUUCAUAGUGAAGAGCUGGAAAAUUGUCAUAUGACCUAUAAUUUUGUCGGUUUGACAUUAAACCAGCAAAAAUAAAACUGACUAAUUUGCAUUGUUAUUAGAUUAGUAAGCCAUAAAAAUUGCAUUAAAGUAAAUUUGUGCAGGGAUGUAAGUAAAAACAAAAUAGGUAUUUACAUUUGUUGUUCAUAUACUUGUAUUUUCUAAUUUUGGAAUACUCCUUAAAAAGUAAUAAAUUUCCUUUUGUGAAUUGUGUGUAUGUUUUGCCUAUUUUCUGGUGUUUUAGUAGUUGAUUACUAACUUCGAUGAAAAUGAAAAAACAGAUUUGAGCAUUUCUGCAACUUAAGUUUUGAAAAUAUUGUUAAUGUUUGAUUAGAGAGAAAAAUAAUUUUUAUACAGAAUAAUGUAGGGCAUAGUUAAAGUUAGAGGAUUUGUUUAUUUUUGAUAUCAAGUUUUGCCAUUGUAAAUGGUGAUGUUCUGUUUGUAUUUAACUUUUUAUUGGCGAGUGUACUUCAAGGUAGUUCCUCUGUAUUGACAGUCAGCAAUUUCAGUUAAACUAUAAACUUUAAAAACUGGUAGCAACAAAUAUUGUGAUAUUUUUGUUAAAAAAUUGAUUAAACGAAGUUUAUUUAUCUGUCUGUAUAAAGUUAAUACUCAAAAUUUUAUCUGAAUGACACAAAAUCGAUGUCAAGGCUCGUGUUUGUUUUUUUAGGCCCCCACCCCCCACAUUGUCAGUCAGUUUGUAACUUUGUGAUCCGUCAAGAGAUAUUACUCGACACAAAUGUUCCCCAUAGACUAUGUGUCAUGCACAAGCCCCGUCAAGGUCAUACUUGGAAGUCAAAGGUCAACAGGGCUUUUUUCCUGUCUGGUCUGUAACUCAACUAUCCAUCCAGGGAUUUCAUAUUACUUGGCACAAAUGUUCCCCACAAUUGGAGGAUGUCAUGUGCAAUAACCGUAGCUCAAAGGUCAAGGUCACACUUUUAUUUCAAAGGUCAGUAGAGUCAGUGUACCCGGUUUCGCACACAUUUCCUAAGAAUUCCUUCCAUUUCUAGCUAAAAAUGAUUCAAUCUGAAUUUACCGCUAUAUGUUUUAAUAAACACACUUAUUUCGGUUUGAAACAUGCUACUUUCACUUCCCACUACAAUGACGUCAUACCUCUUAGUGUACUUGAUACGGAUAACAUAUUUUGACCAGUUAUUGCAUUUAAGUGUACCCGGUUUCGCACACCCUGCUAUUUAUAGAACUCUGUGAUAACAAUGCAGUUACUCAACAGAAAAAUAUUGAUUACCUUUUUUACCAUUUAUAUAAUUCAAUUUAAACAUGUAUUUUCCAAUAAAACACCUGAAAGUGAAAUUUAAAAGCAGUUGUGAAAGUGAAAGCUAGGUACCAAACCCUGUUUUUACUUCUAAAAGCAGAAAAGGCUAAAACAACUGAAUACAUGAAACAAAAAUAAAACAACAGAAGCUGUUGAAUCACAAAAGACCCCCACAAGUCUAAUUAUUCGAUUAAGUUCUCUGUUUUAAUAAAAACGUAAAGCAAACAAACAAGUUGAAGGCAUUUUGCAGGUUGGGAGAAUUUCAAUAACUGUUGAUAGUGAUUUUUCAAUUUAUUUUGCACCUUGCUGUUGUUUGCAUAGUCAUUAUUUUCAUGAAACUUAAUAUUUUUCAGCUUACUUACUGGUCUCCAUUGAUAUUGUUAUUGUUUUCGUCUGCACUUACCAGAACGAGGCUCCAGUGGAGAAGGACCCCUUGUGUCAAAUAAUGUUGGAAAUAACUCAGUUUCGUGAAAUAAUAACAAAGAAUUGUUGAAUUUUCUGCUUUGUGCGAAACCGGGUACAGUGCGAAACCGGGUACACUGACUCUAGCGUUUUUUCUUGUCCAGUCCAUAACACUGUCAUCCUUGAAUUAAUUGUAAUAUUUCUUGGCACAAAUGUGUCAUGCAUACCACCAAGACACAUAUGAUUUGUCAGAUUACCGCCUUUUGUUUUUAGUUCACAAUGAUUAUUGUAAAACAAAUAGAGAAAGUAGAAGAUUAUUUUUAACUCGACACCAAUGCCUUCAUAUUUAAUGAGUACUGGGAUUUCCCCCCACUCUGCAAAUGGUAAAAAAUGCAUUUCUUUUCCCAGUCCAUUUGUUUAUAUGUAUGUUAUAUGAUAUACUUCCACGGACACAAAUAUCACUCAUGUGAGCAAUAUAGAGCCAUCUUGUUACAUACUAUCCAGCACUUGCAGACGAGCAAUGGCACCCUUAGGCGGUGCUCUUGUUCUGUUUUGCCGUUACUUACCUUCAACAUUCUUGGCUGCUUUUUCAGCUUAAACGUUACAUUUACUUAGUCAUAUGGGUAAUCGAAACUUCAAAAUUAAAAAAAAUAAUUUCUACUAAAACCUGUUGAGCUUUACCGAUAUGUAUUUGAUAUGUAAAUAGUAAAGGUCAAAAUUUUUUGAAAAUUUUAGUCAGUGUACAUAUUGUACAUAAUAUGAUCUGUAGAUUGCUACAUGUUAAGGCUAAUUAUGAUAAAGUUCUUUAAAAAGUGCUGAAAUACACUGUGUACAACAUAAUAGGAAUUAUGGGCAACAUUUCAGUGUUCAGUUGUGUAAGAUAUGAUUUGAAAUAUAAGUGUUUGAUUAUUUGUCUUUAUUGGUUUAAGUGCUGUAAAACAUUUGCUCCUCAAAUAUAAUGUAAUAACAAAAAUGUGAAAGAAAUAUUUGUUCUGCAAGGUGAUCCUGUUUUAUAAAGACAGCACACAACUUUUUGUUAACUGAUGCUACAUACCAUAGAUUUUCUUCUUUUUUUAUAAACUUUUUGAUGAGAAAUUUUCAUGUUGAUAAUGUUGUGUAAAAUAUUGUUACAUUGUUACAAGAUGCAAUAAAGUGAUGAACUAUA